This is a messenger RNA of Tachyglossus aculeatus (Australian echidna), 897 nucleotides long. Its product is annotated as olfactory receptor 4P4-like. Gene Ontology annotation, cellular component: membrane. The annotation marks the transcript as partial. Gene Ontology annotation, biological process: G protein-coupled receptor signaling pathway. The transcript has a single exon. Gene Ontology annotation, molecular function: olfactory receptor activity; G protein-coupled receptor activity. The record is from RefSeq and is a predicted model, not a curated record. NCBI's taxonomy places the organism in Eukaryota, Metazoa, Chordata, Mammalia, Monotremata, Tachyglossidae.
AUGGAAAAUAGGAACAACGUCACAGAAUUUGUUCUUUUAGGUCUCUCUAGUGAUAGAAAUUUGCAGAUAUUCUUCGUUGGGCUGUUCCUCUCCUGUUACAUUGCAAUCCUCAUAGGGAAUCUCAUCAUCCUCAUCACCGUCAGAGGCAGUUCCCUCAUCAAACAGCCCAUGUAUUUCUUCCUCUGCCACUUGUCCCUCAUGGACGUCUGCUUCACUUCUACAGUGACUCCCAAACUGGUCAGAGAUUUGCUGUCAGAGAAGAAAACGAUCUCCUUCGGCCACUGCAUGAUACAGCUGUUCGCAGUGCACUUAUUUGGUGUGGCCGAGAUCUCCAUUCUCGUGGGGAUGGCCUACGAUCGCUAUGUUGCCAUCUGCAAACCCUUACACUAUAUGGUCGUCAUGAACAAGCAGCGAUGUGUCACAGUGAUUGCAGUGUGCUGGGGAGGAGCAUUUCUCCAUUCCACGAACGAGUGGCUCCUUGUCAUUUUUUUGCCCUUCUGUGGCCCUAAUAAGAUUGAUCACUACUUGUGCGAUAUUUACCCUCUCCUGAAACUGGCUUGCUCAGAUACUUACGUGACUGGAUUUUUAGUACUCACCAGUUCAGGAACUAUUGUGUUAGUUACUUUUGCUGUUUUGGUCACCUCUUACAUCACCAUUUUAGCCCAUCUGAGGACCCACUCUUUGGAAGGACGUCGCAAAGCCCUCUCCACCUGCGCUUCCCACAUCACCGUGGUGACAUUGUUUUUCUUGCCCUGCAUCUUCAUUUACCUUCGGCCAUCCCAGACCUUCCCUGAAGAUAAAGUGUUUACUCUGUUAUACACCAUCAUUGCCCCCAUGUUCAACCCCCUCAUCUACACGUUGAGGAACAGAGAGAUGAAAACGGCCAUGAAAAAGGUG